AGCCGCCCCGCUCCGUCCCCGCUCCGUGCCCGCUGCGUCCCCGCGAUGUCGCCGCGCUCCGCCCGCCUGGCGCGGCUGUCGCGCUCCGUCACCUUCAGCGCCUGCCACCGGCUGCACAGUCAAUCCCUGAGUGACGAGGAGAACCUGAAGCUGUUUGGGAAGUGCAACAAUCCAAACGGCCACGGACACAACUACAAAGUUGUAGUCACUGUGCGUGGAGAGAUUGACCCGGUCUCGGGGAUGGUGAUGAACCUGACAGACCUGAAGGAAUACAUGCAGGAAGCGAUCAUGGAGCCGCUGGACCACAAAAACCUGGACAAGGAUGUGCCCUACUUCUCUGAGGUGGUCAGCACCACGGAGAACGUCGCCGUGUUCAUCUGGGACCAGCUCCAGCAGCUCCUGCCCCAGGGCAUCCUUUACAAAGUGGAGGUGCACGAGACAGAGCAGAACGUCGUCGUUUACAAGGGAGAGGAAACAAUCGUGAAGUGAAACCGGCCUCGGAUCGGCUCCGAGGGUUCCCGCAGCCGUGCCCGGUGUCUCCCGCAGCCGUGCCCGCUGUCUCCCAUAGCCGUGCCCGGUGUCUCCCGCAGCCGUGCCCGGUGUCUCCCCCAGCCGUGCCCGGUGUCUCCCGCAGCCGUGCCCGGUGUCUCCCGCAGCCGUGCCCGGUGUCUCCCAUAGCCAUGCCCGGUGUCUCCCGCAGCCGUGCCCGGUGUCUCCCGCAGCUCCGGUGUCUCCCGCAGCCGUGCCCGGUGUCUCCCGCAGCCCCGGUAUCUCCCCCAGCCGUGCCCGGUGUCUCCCAUAGCCAUGCCCGGUGUCUCCCGCAGCCGUGCCCGGUGUCUCCCCCAGCCCCGGUAUCUCCCAUAGCCGUGCCCGGUGUCUCCCGCAGCCGUGCCCGGUGUCUCCCGCAGCCGUGCCCGGUGUCUCCCGCAGCCCCGGUGUCUCCCGCAGCCGUGCCCGCUGUCUCCCAUAGCCGUGCCCGGUGUCUCCCGCAGCCGUGCCCGGUGUCUCCCCCAGCCGUGCCCGCUGUCUCCCCCAGCCGUGCCCGGUGUCUCCCGCAGCCGUGCCCGGUGUCUCCCGCAGCCGUGCCCGGUGUCUCCCCCAGCCGUGCCCGGUGUCUCCCGCAGCCGUGCCCGGUGUCUCCCGCAGCCGUGCCCGGUGUCUCCCGCAGCCGUGCCCGGUGUCUCCCCCAGCCGUGCCCGGUGUCUCCCCCAGCCCCGGUGUCUCCCGCAGCCUGCCCGGGGCUCUGCGUUCCGUCGGGACCAGCGCGGGUGUUUCGCGGGGGCCCUCGCAGCGCUUUGCCCUCUGCCUUCUCAGAGCGGGUUGGUUUCUCUGCUUUUCCUCAAGACCUUCCUGUUUUGCCAAGCCGAGCCACGCGAAGCUGAUGUGAAAUCUCGAAUCGUGUCGUGCUAAAUAAAGCGGCUGUUGGAGAGAGGAGGCAAAAAUCACAAAA
This is a messenger RNA of Hirundo rustica (Barn swallow), 1450 nucleotides long. It is a transcript of the gene PTS, whose product is annotated as 6-pyruvoyltetrahydropterin synthase. Gene Ontology annotation, biological process: tetrahydrobiopterin biosynthetic process. Gene Ontology annotation, cellular component: mitochondrion. Gene Ontology annotation, molecular function: 6-pyruvoyltetrahydropterin synthase activity. The transcript is spliced from 6 exons. Bases 46 to 489 code for a protein of 147 amino acids. Lineage: Eukaryota; Metazoa; Chordata; Aves; Passeriformes; Hirundinidae. The record is from RefSeq and is a predicted model, not a curated record.